AUGUCUGCAUCUCAUGCAUCCACUUCUGGCACUCUGAAUCCCGGAAGCCAUUACCGACCUCUGAAGCUGAGCCUUGCAACUAUUUCCUGCACAUUGGCAAUGGCUGGAUCGCGUGUCCGUGCAAUCAUCUCUCAAUAUCGGACGGAAGCUGCCAACAAUGGUCUAUCUGCUGACUGGAUCAAGUAUUUUAAAGCCGGGCUGCAAUGGGAGAUGAAUACAUUUGUCACACCACUCCUGCAGUACUCCGCUUCACAGAAUAUUGUGUCGGUUCUUCCUGUCCCUGUCGCUUAUAUCCUUAAGUUGUAUCCCAUGCUGACCUGGAACACUGUUCCGGACGACGUCUUUUCAUUCCACCUCCUUUCAUUUCAUGAUGAGCCAAUUGCAGGACAUCCGUCCCGGAUUGUGUUUGCAUAUACAUGUCCAUGGUGGAUGGGAAACACCACAAUCCCUGAUCAACCAUGGCAGUGGGAUGAAAUAAUGGCUUCCUGCGCAGACCAUUGGAGAUAG
Molecule: messenger RNA, 507 nt
Organism: Suillus fuscotomentosus
Lineage: Eukaryota; Fungi; Basidiomycota; Agaricomycetes; Boletales; Suillaceae
Exons: 2
Coding region: 1-507 (168 amino acids)
Source: RefSeq, a predicted model, not a curated record